AUGAGAAAUUUGAUUUUUUUGGUAUUGAUAUUGAAUUCAAUAUUGUGCUUAAAUCCAAUAGAUGAUGAAGUAAAGGAAUGGCCGUUUUAUCCAGAGUAUAAUUUUAAAACUUACAGCGGAUUUGUUGAGAUAUAUGAAGGGAAAUAGUAUAAAUACUGAUUAAGUUUAGGAAAAUCCAUUAUAUAUUUAUGGAAAGCAUUGAAAGUCCUGAGAAUAAACCACUGAUUGUAUGGUAUGGAGGCGGGCCAGGAUGUUCUUGUAUGUUGGGUUUGAUUUCAGAAAUAGGACCUUAUGUGAGAGAAAAAUUUAGUUAAGAAUUUGUCUAUACUUAAAAUCCAUAUACCUUACACAAAUUGGCAAAUAUAUUAUAUUUAGACAUUCCUGCUGGGGUUGGGUAUUCGGAGCUCCACGAUGAAGAUUAUGAGUGGAGUGAUACUAAUACAGGAAAAGAUUCCUACGAAGCCAUAAGGACUUGGCUAGAUGGAUUUUAGGAUUACAAAGACAGAGAAAUGUGGAUUGGAGGAGAAUCGUAUUCAGGUAGAAUUAUGAUCAAUUUUUUUAGGGAUGUAUGUUCCUUGUACUGCAGAAGUAAUUGUAAAUAAAAACAAGGAAGGAUAAAAUAGAAUAAACUUGAAAGGAAUACUUGUAGGAAAUGGUGUUUUGGUUAACGAUGAUGACUUUUUUGAUUUAUGGAAUAGAGAAUAUAUGGUAAAAAGAAAUUUCUACGAUAUUGUUACAUAAAAUGUUAUGCAUAAUUCAUGUUUGAGAUCACCUCAAUCUGCAAGUUGUUAGAAAGCAUUGGAGACAUAAGCAAUAGUAAUGAAAGAUUUAAAUCCUUACGAUGUAUAUGGAUAUUGUUAUGGAGAUUCCUCAAUCGAAUAGAAAGGAAAGUAUAGAACAAUUCGGGACUCUGAAGAAGCCCCAUGCAUUGAUGUUGGACCCUUAAACAAUUUCUUUAAUAAUCCAGAAGUAAAGAGUAAAUUGAGAAUCCCAGAGGAGAGAACUUGGGAAGCUUGUAGUAUGGAAGUUUUUUUUGGAUUUAACAGAGAUAAGGAUAGUCAUGUAUUGAUGAAAUAUCUGUUUGAAAAUGGAAUAAAAAUACUUCAAUACUCUGGAAAUUCGGAUGAUAUUGUAAGCAUUGAUUACACUCUUGCAUCCUUGAAACUAAUUGAUGGUAUUACAUUAAUAUCAAGAACACCUUUCGCAAAUAAGGAGACCAAAUAAUUGGCUGGGUGGAUCAUGGAGUACAACUAUUUAACUCUGUAUAUCAUCAGAGGUGCAGGUCAUUUGGUUCCUUAUGAUUAAAGGGCUAAUGCUUUCCAAAUGUUCCAAGAAUUUAUUAGCAGAUAAUGAUAAGUUAAUUCUAAUAUUAAG
Paramecium octaurelia is the source of this 1374-nucleotide messenger RNA. The record is from the annotation of a GenBank genome assembly. NCBI's taxonomy places the organism in Eukaryota, Ciliophora, Oligohymenophorea, Peniculida, Parameciidae.